GUGAGCGCUUGGGUGACCCAACUGAUAAUCACCCAGCCCACGCACGAUGCGCGCCGAGCUGUCUUGUCCUGCGUCCUUAGAGUCGCCCUCUCGUCAUGGAAUAUUGGAAAUUUCAAUGGAGCUAUGGAAAUUAUCGCAGGCCUCAAGUCGAACAAACUCAAACCGUUCUGGCUAUCCAUCACCGAAAAGGAAACGCUUCCAGUACUGGACUUCCUAUCGGCGGCGCUGCUUUCCGCAGAGUACGACCGUGCCUUAAGUAGGGCGCUGGCUAUGCCUGAGUGCCCCGUUGUGCCCUUCUUCGGAGCCUUCCUGAGGGAGCUCAGGGAGAUUUUGGCGGCGGGCGAGGCGGUGGGUGGACCGCCGGCGCCUAGUGAACACUUACCGCCUCCGGGAAAGUCAUCUAAGGCUCAUCAAGGACACCAGGGACCAACAUCAUCAGCAGAGACAAGUGUUCAUAUCAGAUUAUAAUGGGGAAGACCAUCACUUCACGACCAUUGGACCGGGCGGACUUAUCAAUUUGGAAAAAAUAUACCGCACGCAAGCGGUCAUGGACCAUAUAUCAUUGUGCCAUCAACACUAUCAUAGUAGGAAUCGUUUUACGCCUACGUACAGCCUCAUCGAGUAUCUUAAGUCAUCAGCUAUAAACGAACAACGCGUUUUAGCGUUUGGUCCCCCCGAAAAAGUCGAAUUGGACGCCGAAUAUGACUGUGAUGUAGACGAUUAUCAUCCUGUGCAGCCCCUUAUACACGACCACGGCGUCAGUUUUGUUUGUUUAUCUUCACCUUUGACCAGAAUCGAUCAACAUGUCAUACAGAUACUACACCACGGCAACACCUGUGUUAUGUGGGAAGGUAUAGAAGGUCCUCCAAUUUCAGGCAUCAGGGGCGUUCUUCUCUACUUACGAUUAGACAGAUCAUCGACGACGCUGACGUGGGUGCGACCAAGUUGGAGCGGCCUUAAAGCAGGAGCUGCCAAUGAAACUGGCGAUCCUUUUACUACAGAUUUUAAUCUUUCGUUUAAUCCUGAGGACACUCUUGCACCAGGUUUACUUACUAAAUUAGCUCUACAGGCAUCUGGAGAACAAAGUACUGGUACGACUCUAGAUGAUGGAUUUUUGGAUCUCACCGCAGUAAAAGAAGUCCAUCUCGGAGGUAGAGAUGCCGAAAAAGAAGCCGAAUUGGCAUCGGUGGCGAGACGGUAUGGCCUCAUUCACGAAACCGGCAACGAGUGCGCUCUCACCAUUCUUUACGGGUAUGGUCUGAGCGAUAAUCGUUUAUUGUACAUUGUUUGUCCACCAGUCGUUUGUAGGGUAUGGUUUAGCGGUCUCUGCUGGCUGAUCCGUGGACUGAAUCGACAAGAAGCACUCUGUGAUAGAAGAUUAUUAUGGUUAAGAGAACAAUAUAUGCAAUUAUAUCAUGAAGACGGUUACUGUUGUGGACCUCUGGCUGCCGAUGCCAUCAGGUCUUUCGGAGGAAGAGAUUGGUCCAUUGCUGGUGUUACUGGUGGGCCAGGCGAAUCGUCAGGAGCUUUAAGACGCGAAGUUUCAAUGAAAAUUAAAAAGAAGCAACUACUAAGCAACCAAACUUUCAAAGAUCGAAGUUUGAGGACUCCUUUCGUUGAACCACCUACGAUGUGUAUGGAGAGCAGUUACUGGAGAAACCCCACUCAUCAUCGCCAAUCUACGCCUACUACAUUUCCGGAACACCCACACGACGUUUCAAGACACCAUAGCUUAGGGCAACUAGCAUACAAUUGUUCACAACCGAAAUUUGAUAGAGAUCGGCAUGGUUCAACGGAACACUUGUGGCAUGGUAGGCAUCCCAGAGUCGGCUCAAUUCUUUACGAUACCCAAUUGGAUUUUGUAGAUUUCGUUACUCUUUUUCGUUCUUUCAGUUUACUAAUUAGGAAAGAUCUUAGAGAUCUGUUCGAACAACUAGCAAUAUCUUACAGAAGUAUGGCUGUGAAUACUACUAAGUUAAACGGAGUCAAAUCCAAAGUGGAACAACCAAAGAAACCACAGAAAAUAGGUUUAUUAACUCGAAACAGUAAAGCAGAACUCGAUGGCGUCGUUAUCAACUCGCAGAAGAAAAUUUUUGAUGCAAUCGCCGCUGCUAGUAUUUUUACAAAUUGUGCAGGAAUUGAUACGAAUAAUUCGCAAGUUAUAACAUUGUCUACGUUCACGAAAUUUUUGGAGACCAGGCAAAUGGAAGUGUGGUCCGAGGAACAAGUGAAAGCUUUAAUUUAUAGGCAUGAACCUGACGCUACCUUAAGAGCACAGAACUGCCUUUCGUUUGAGGGAUUUGCAAGGUAUCUCAUGGACAAGGAUAACUUUGCCUUCGUUUCAGAAAGAGAAGUUCCUAUUGAGAGUGAUAUGACGCGGCCACUGUCUACUUACUACAUAUCCUCGUCACAUAACACUUACCUGACAGGACACCAACUGAAAGGAGAAUCGUCUGUAGAAUUAUAUAGUCAGGUUUUACUGACUGGCUGCAGAUGUGUCGAGCUAGACUGUUGGGACGGGGAUGAUGGAUAUCCCAUGAUAUAUCAUGGACACACAUUUACUACGAAGAUACCCUUUAGCGCCGUCGUAGAGACCAUUGAUAAGAAUGCCUUUAUUUUGUCGCCGUAUCCUGUGAUUUUAUCGAUAGAGAAUCAUUGUUCUUUGCAACAGCAAACACGAAUGGCUCAUAUAUUUCAAAGAAUUUUUGGAGAAAAACUAGUCACGUCCUUCCUUUUCGAAUCAGACUACAGUGAUGAACCUUGUUUGCCUUCGCCGGAGCAAUUGAAAUAUAGAAUAUUAAUAAAAAAUAAAAAAUUAAUAAUGGAAGUGCCUCCCCCAUUGACUUUCUCCUCCAUGUCGACCCCCGUAAGACCAGGUAGUGGAGGAUUGCGUCACUCGGUACCCGGAAGAACCAGCUCGAUUAUCAGUAACACCAGCAGUAGUUCUUUCAAUGAUGAUUUCAGCGAUGACGACUACGAUGAUGAGGAUGACGAAGAUAAUAUUGAUGAAAAACCUAUGCACGGACUAAGCAUCACAGACUCUCCUCGACCUUAUGGAGUUCCGCAUGCAGUAUCAAAAACAAGUUCACAAAAAAGAGCUGCACCUGAUGACAAACUUAAGAAAAAAGGCAGUCAAAUUUCAAAAGAGCUAUCAGACAUGGUGGUCUACGUGCAGGCAAUAAAAUUUCGAGGAUUAAACACAAUUUCACCGAGCAGCUCGGUUAAGCAACGCCAGAAAGCGAUAGCCUGCUCAGUAAGUUCCAGUGCAACAUCGGGAAUUAGCUCAGCGUCUAACAUUAGCUCAGGAACGACUAGCGAAUCCGACAACACCAUAUUUGAGAGUGAAGGGCAGAAACGUCCGAAUGUUCAUUUGCCCUGCUACCAAUGUUCAUCUAUUAACGAAAACACUGCUAAAAAAUUGUGCAGGAAACAACCUUUAGCCCUGGUAGCGCACACCCAAACUCAGCUGAUGAGAACUUAUCCUGCAGGAAUGAGAAUAGACUCGUCAAACUUCAACCCGGUAAUAUUUUGGUCAUUCGGCAUACAGAUGGCGGCACUAAAUUAUCAAACUGAAGACACGGCAAUGCAGUUGAAUACCGCACUUUUCGAGAAUAACGGAAAAUGUGGAUAUGUUAGUAAACCCAAUAUUAUGUGGGACAGACAGCACGUCAUGUAUAGGAGGUUCAACCCCUGGGAUAAGGAAUUCGAUGGUAUACAUUCAUCCCAAAUGGUUAUCAACAUAGUGUCUGGUCAGUACGUAGGCCAAAAUAACGUUAACCUCAGUACCUACGUAGAGGUAGAAAUUAUCGGUAUUCAAGUCGACUGCAAUAAGCAAAAAACCAAAAUUGUUCACAAAAAUUCACUCAAUCCUAUUUGGAACGACACGUUCCAUUUUAGAAUAAUGUUCCAUGAUUUAGCGUUCCUAAGGUUCACGGUUAUAGAUGCUGCAUGUAAUCAUCUUUUGGCUCAAAGAAUAAUGCCGCUGAAGAGUUUAAGGCCGGGUUAUAGACAUGUGAGGCUACGGUCAUCAUCGAAUAAGAACUACAACAUGUCGACGUUAUUUAUUUACUCUAGAUUGGAGGAGGAAAGUUUGGAGAACACCGAUUCUGGAGAGGGAAUUGCCGAAAGGCCGAAAAAAACAGAAACCGAUGCGGCAGAAACAAGCGGGCCUGAUGGAACUUUCUUAGGAAUUUCCGGUACUCCUUUAUGCGUCAAACGAAGGAUGUUCUUCUUGAUGGUCUACGGAGUUGUUUCGGAAGAGCCUUAUACGAUUUUAAAAAUCACGCAAGAAAGUACUACUCAAGAUGUGUUACUACUUUGCACGCAAAAAGCUGGCGUAAGCCCGACCAAAGUGAACGACUACAUUCUGGUAGAAGAGGUUGCUCGUGGUUGGGAGAAAAAGGAUCAUAAUUUGCCAGCCACCCAACGAAUUUUGGAUCUACAUGAAAGACCAUUGCAGGCACAAUCGCAAUGGAAAGGAGAAGGUCGAUUCAUCCUCAAAAGAAUGGGCGACGAUCCCAGCAGCCGAGCCUGGCUCUCCUCAAUUCGAAGUGUCGCCAACCGAGAACGCGAAGCCAGAAAAUCCGACGGCUGUCCAAGCAACGCUUGGGAAAUAAACGACACAUUCCUCGUGUGUAUAUACAACGUUUCCCCUGAAAUCCCAUACGCCAUCCUCAAAGUUCCGCUAAACGCGUGCGCGCAAGAUGUCCUUGCACAAGCCCUAGUCAAAGCGCGUCGCCUAGAAGACCCCAUGAACUUUGUGAUAGUGGAAGAACUAGAGUGGGGUGGAGCUAGUCAUAAUAUCCAACAACGUGCGUUAGCCGAUUACGAAAACGUCUACAGCGCGCAAUCGCAUUGGCAGACCAUCGGCCGGUUCAUACUUCAAGAGCGCGCAAACGCCACGCCUACUUCGUUGCGCAAAAACCGAAUUACUGCGAGUCUGCGACUGGCGACGCUCGAUAGAAUCAGCAGAGGACUGAAUGUCGCUAGAAAUGUCGCAUCUAAUAGCAUCAAGAUGCCGGUGCAAGUUGCCCUGAGUGAUCCAACCACUUCCAAGUGGAAGAGUAAAACCGGAGAAGACUCUAAGGGUAAAUCGAACGCCCGUAAUAAGUCUACUUCGGAUAGGGAUUCUACCGUUUCGGCAAACGCGAGUAAAAAAGACGUUACGCGCGAAGUACACUCUGAGGGCGAAACGUUGAGUGACGAAGACGCUAAGGAGUCGGAUUUAAUGUCGACGAUGUCGAGAUUGAAAAAGGUGUCGAUAAGAAAAUUUAAGGAGUGGAAGUCGUGA
This is a messenger RNA of Psylliodes chrysocephalus, 5290 nucleotides long. Lineage: Eukaryota; Metazoa; Arthropoda; Insecta; Coleoptera; Chrysomelidae. The record is from the annotation of a GenBank genome assembly.